Cicer arietinum (chickpea) is the source of this 2069-nucleotide messenger RNA. Its product is annotated as pentatricopeptide repeat-containing protein At2g15690, mitochondrial. Gene Ontology annotation, biological process: RNA modification. Lineage: Eukaryota; Viridiplantae; Streptophyta; Magnoliopsida; Fabales; Fabaceae. Gene Ontology annotation, molecular function: protein binding; RNA binding; zinc ion binding. The record is from RefSeq and is a predicted model, not a curated record.
ACACGGGGGUGCAAAAACCCGGGGCCCAAAAAGAGCUGCCCCAUGUUUGUAUCAUCAAUCUAAAAGCAAAAUACAAUUCCACCCUGUUACUGCAUUUCAUCACACCCUUAAAGAAGAACCACAAUGCUUCCAUUGAUUCAACGCGCACGAACCACAAUGCUCUCUUCCUCUUUCUCUUUGAAUCUGCGAACAAACUAUUUCUAUGGCAAUAACUUGUGCAGAACCCUAAGUACUUCUGCUAUUCCAAACGAAUAUGGUAGAUUCCUUCCCCAGUCUCAACAACCACACUCGGAUCACACACCCUUUCAUCCUCCUCCUCCUCAAUAUUUCAAUAAUCACAAUAACUUUCCUCAAAAUACCAAUAAUGCCCCUGCUCGUUUUCCUCAACAGAGGUGGAACCCUCAAAAUCCACCACAACCUCCUCAAAACCCCAACUUCCGGCCACCACCUCCUCAAAAUCCCAACUUCCGGCAACCCCCUUCUCAAAAUCCCAACUUUCAACAACCCAAUAGUCCCAAUCGAUGGAACAAUCCGAAUAAGUGGAACCCCCAAACCUCACCAAGUGGUAACCCCGACCAAUUUCAAAACCCCAACCACCAAUUUCAACACCCCAACAACCAAUUUCAAAACCCUAACAACCAGUUUCAAAACCCUAAUCAGUUGAACGGCCGAGCCUCUGUUCAAGAACAAGCCCAGCCUCCUUCCAUUGUUGAUUUGACACGUUUUUGUCGUGAGGGGAAGGUUAAAGAGGCACUUGAAUUGAUGGAAAAAGGUGUUAAAGCUGAUGCUAGUUGCUUUGAUCUUCUGUUUGAUUUGUGUGGCAAAUCCAAAUCAGUUGAGGAUGCUAAGAAAGUCCAUGAUUACUUUUUACAAUCUACUUUUAGGAGUGAUUUCAAGUUGCAUAACAAGGUGAUUGAGAUGUAUGGGAAUUGUAAAAGUAUGACUGAUGCCCGUAGAGUGUUUGAUCAUAUGCCUAACAGAAACAUGGAUUCUUGGCACAUGAUGAUUCGUGGAUACGCGAAUAGUACAAUGGGAGAUGAGGCGUUGCAGUUAUUUGAGCAUAUGAAUGAGCUGGGUUUGGAGAUAACUUCGGAGACUUUGCUUGCAGUGUUAUCGGCUUGUGGCAGUGCAGAGGCUGUGGAGGAUGCUUACCUACAUUUUGAAUCCAUGAAAAACAAGUAUGGAAUUGAACCAGGGGUUGAGCACUACAUGGGGCUUUUGGAAGUUCUUGGACAAUCUGGAUACCUCAAAGAGGCUGAGGAGUUUAUUGAGAAGUUGCCAUUUGGGCCAACAGUGACAGUAUUGGAGACCCUCAAGAGUUAUGCUCGAAUUCAUGGAGAUAUUGAUCUUGAAGACCAUGUUGAGGAGUUGAUUGUUAGACUUGACCCAUCAAAGGCUGUUGCAAAUAAGAUCCCUACGCCGCCCCCGAAAAAGUAUUCUGCGAUUAGCAUGCUCGAAGGCAGGAACAGAAUGAUCGAGUAUAAGAAUCCCACUCUUUACAAGGAUGAUGAGAAGUUGAAGGCUUUGAGUGGAAUGAAAGAAGCAGGAUAUGUUCCUGAUACAAGAUACGUUCUUCAUGACAUUGAUCAGGAAGCAAAGGAGCAGGCAUUGCUCUACCACAGUGAACGUCUAGCAAUUGCCUAUGGUCUUAUUAGUACUCCACCUAGAACACCUCUUAGGAUUAUCAAGAACCUACGUGUUUGUGGUGACUGUCACAAUGCCAUUAAGAUCAUGUCUAGGAUUGUAGGUAGGGAAUUGAUUGUCAGAGAUAACAAAAGGUUCCAUCAUUUCAAGGAUGGGAAAUGCUCUUGUGGGGAUUAUUGGUGAUUGAAUCAUUACUCCAAAUCCUACAAUAGCAAGAAUACUGCUAGGGACAGAAGAUGAAUUAUGUAGUAUGCACUGAUUUAAAAUGUAUUUGCUUCAUGCUCAGAUAUCAGCACUAUUCUCUCCCUUUUUCUACUCACUGGUAUAUCUUCGUAACUUCAAAUAUAGCUCCGUUUUGAUCCAUGCAAACAUGUAACAAGUUUAUUUUUGAAAAUAUGUUUAGGAACAUCGCUUGAAACUUCAUA